CUAUCACAUAACUAAAUGCUUAUAAAUGACUUGUUUUCAAUUUUUUCAGAUGACGAUAGUUAUGAAGACCCAGUUGGUGUAUCAAUGAAUGUGUCAAGUGGGUACUUAUCCUCAAACCCAAAUGCUGAAUUAGUAACUGAAAACAACAAAAUUUCUUGCCAACAAACAGAAAUGUUGAGUAGAAGUGUUGAAGAUGAAGAUUGUUUUGAAGACCCUGUUGGUGUAUCGCUGAAUAUAGGAAGUGGGUACUUAUCUUCUGACACUGCUGUUGAAGACAUGACACCAUUGACCAGCAAAACACCUUUCCAAAGACCAGAAAUAAUAACCAGUGAAGUUACUGGCAGCAAAAGAAUGAAAGACAAAGCCCUUCAGGUGAAGAAUAUUGCGGAAACAAGAAAAGUGUUAUGUUGUGACAAGAAGUGCAUUAACUUUUUUACAUUUAGUGACAUCUUUCACUUUAGAAAUGAAUAUUGGACAAAAUCCCAAAGUGGAAAACAAAGUUUUUUAAUACGGCAUCUAAAAGAAUCCCAUUUCUCAGGAAAGAAAAGAAUAUUUUCUAUUAAUAAGAUAUCAUUGUGUACAAAAGCAUUCCUAUUGUUAUUGAGACUUAAUAAGAAUACUUUAAGCAAGGCUGUUAAUUUAAAGAACAAAAAUGCGAUUACAGGAAGUGCAAAAAAACCAAGAACUAUGACAAAAGAAACAAUGAAUGCUAUUAACUUCCUGGAUUGGUAUUCAAAGUAUUAUGGUGACAAGAUGCCACAUACCAAUGAGGUGUUGUUGCCGUAUAUCAGUACUAAGAAACUUAUUUACGAAGACUUUAGGAAGAAAAGCAGCAAUGAAAAGGCUGAUGUGUCUGUUUCGCAAUUUCACCUGAUAUGGAAGAAACAUUUCUCACAUGUAAAAAUCAGAAAAACCAACACUUUCUCCAAAUGUUCUGUGUGUACUGGAUUUGAAAGAGAAAUGGAAAAAACAACAGACGUCCUUAUGAGAUCAAGACUGCAAAAUGCCAGACAUGAUCAUCUAGAUAGACAAAUGUUAGAGAGAGCAUAUUAUUAUGGAAAGCGUGAGAUGUCACAGAAUGAUCCUGAUACCUACAUGUCUAUUAUUGUUGAUGGCAUGGAUCAAUCUAAGUCUUCAUUGCCUCAUUUUGCUGGAAGAUUACCAAAGUUUAUUAAUGUUGGGGACUUGAUGAAAUGUCAUAUAACAGGUGUCCUUAACCAUGGUGAAGAUAAAUUCCACACAUUUAUAGACUUUAAUCAAUACAGCCAUGAUCCAAAUCUAACAAUCAAUGUCAUACUGAAAACAUUGUUAUGGACUUCAGAGUCAAAGGGCAAUAGACUGCCUGGGACAUUGUACAUUCAGGCAGACAACUGUUACAGAGAAAACAGAAACAGAUAUGUACUAGCUUUUCUGGAACUUCUUGCUAGGAAACGGAUAUUUAAUCAGGUCCACUUGUCUUUUUUAAUGGUGGGUCACACCCAUGAAGAUGUGGAUGCUGGAUUCUCUAAAAUUUCUGACAAGUUAAAGAUCAAGGACGCAGAAACAAUCCCAGAACUUACUAAUUUAAUAACAUCAGUUGGAACAAAAUAUACAGCCAACCCACUAGACAGAAUGUUGAAUGUAAAGGAAUUUCUUACCCCACAUAUAAAUAAGAUAGACCAAAUUUCUGAGCCACUGCAUUUUAAGUUUGUUGCAAGCUCGAGUGGUGUAAAUGUUUUUACAAAAGGUUAUCACAAUUCUGAAUGGAAACGUCAUGAAACAAACAUUUUAAAUAGCAUACCAGAUGGAAAGCCAGAAAGACUUGCAGUGUCAACUGAAAAAAUUUCAAUUAGUAAUAUUAAAAAGGUUGUAGACAAUGUAAAAAAUUACUUUAAAGGUUUAUUUUCUUUAAUAUGGUGGAACAAUUUUCUCGAGGAAAUGAAUGAAAAAAUAAAUGACAAGUUUGAUAUAAAGUGGAUAGAAGACUUGCCAAGACAAACUGACUGUGAUGACUUGCCCCUUCCUGAUCACUUACAACAAUUAGUAGACAAAGAACAAGAUAAGAGACCGAUGACAGUAAAAGAGAAAAAGAAAACACCUGAAACUGUUCAACCAAAGCCCAAAAAGAAAAGAAAGACCAAAACAAAUAAAGAGUCCCACAAACAGAAAGGUAGAAGAAAGAGAUUUCAGCACACAGAAAACGUAACAAGUGUUUUGAUUUUAGUAGACAUUGAGGACAAAAGACAUGUGUGGAUGAAAAUAUUUAUUGACAUGUAUAUAUAUAUCUUAACCAUUAGUAUUUUACAUUUGUGCAUGGUCAUAAUAUAUCUUUUGAUGGCAAUGUUUUCCCUGCAUGAACUUUUAUAUACAAUUCAUAAUCUCCUGUGCUAUAUGAUAUUAAUUCACACAGGGAACUUGUUUGUCAAUGCAUGUUUGCAGACAUAUACAGAAAAUUAUUUACAGUCAUGUGUUUUCAAUUUUCUAUCAGUUUGUGUUGAAAAGAAAUAUGAUGACCGUUUCGUGCUUUGCAUUUGAUAUACAAGACUUAUUUGUUUUAAAGCUCAGUUUCUUUUAUUAUUGUCCAGAUACUAAUAUGUUUAUGGAUACCUCAUUGCUGUGACUUACAUAAUGACAAAAUAUCAUUCAUAUUAUUUCCAGUUAUCACAAUGAUAAUCUUACAAUAAAUGAUAUAAUUUGCUACAUUGAAUUGAAAAUUGUAACAAGAAUAAAAUAAUUAGCUUAAACUAGUAAUAUUUUUAUUUUCAAGUAGAUGCAUUAGGUUUGUCAUUAAUUUAAUAAAAGCCUGUCUAAAACUGUAAUAAAUACAAUUUUUUCUUUGUCUAUAGUAGGAACUUGAGAACUUUGUACAUUGUUGUAUAUGUGUAUAUAUGAUAUGUAUAUUAUUAAGAUUCGUUCUAAAUCCUUUGAUAAAACAUGUAUGUAUAUGUUUGUUGAGAUGCAUGCUCAAAUAUAUAAUUAUAUUUUGAGCUAAAAUAAUCAAUUUGUAAGUGUGUGAUUCAUGAUUUAUUAGGUUAUUUGCAUUUUAAUUUUCUUUCAGUGUAAUUAAUAUAUAACUAUGUUUUGUUGCAAGUUAAAUCAGGAAAUCAAAGGUAUUCACCUUGUUUCCAUAGAAGUGCUCUUUCAAUAAAAAAUGACAGAUGAAACAAUAUUUGGACCUAAAUUGACACUGGUAACUAAUAUAUUCAUAUAUGAGAAUCAUUCGCACAUUUUUGCUUUGCAAUUAAGGCUUUGAUGCACAUGUAGUAUAGUUAUAGGUCAGAACUUUUAAUUAUGUUAAUGUAUAUUUUUCAAACAAGCACUCUUAAAGGUUUUCGUUUUUUGCCAUUUCUUUAAGAGUUCUGUCGAAUUAAUGAAUAACAUGUAGUUGUUGUAUCAAAAUAUAUACCAAACACAACCUAAUGGUACUAUUUGUUACACUUAGAUAAUUAGAUAAUAUUACUUAUAAUGAUGGUAUCAAUAAAAUCUUAAGUGUGAGAAAUUGAUGCUUUUUUAAAUGAUAAUGGCCUGGGAAAAAGCAUACAAUUAUAUUUAAACCUAAAUUUGACAUCAGAUAUAUAUUCAUUAAUGAGAAUCAUUCGCACAUUUUUGCUUUGCAGUUAAAGCUCUGUAGCACGUGAUAUCAAGUUAAGUUUUAAGUCAGAACUUUAAAUUGCACUAAUAUUUAUUUUUUCCAACAAGCACUCUUAAAGGUUUUCGAUUUUCGCCAUUUCUUUAAGAGUUCAUUGAAAUUAAUGAAUUAUUAAAUAUUAUAUUUAUAAAACAACCUAUUAUCACUGUUUGUUGUACAUAGAAUGAUUGUAGACCCAAAAAUUCAAUUAAUUAUCUUAGCU
Ruditapes philippinarum (Manila clam) is the source of this 3830-nucleotide messenger RNA. RefSeq lists its product as uncharacterized. The transcript is spliced from 11 exons. Lineage: Eukaryota; Metazoa; Mollusca; Bivalvia; Venerida; Veneridae. The coding region runs from base 16 to 2514 and encodes 832 amino acids. The record is from RefSeq and is a predicted model, not a curated record.